AUGUCGCAACCCGAAGGCGCGUGGCCAUAUGCAGUCACGUAUCAAACUCGCUGGUUGGACAACGACCAGUACGGGCACCUGAACAACUCGUCUUACUACCUGAUUGCUGAUAGCAUCAUCAAUGCGUACCUGAUCAGUGCGUGUGGGCUCGAGCCAUACAUUCAUGCAUCGUCAUCUGCACACCGUGCGCCGUCGUCCGACUCGGAAAAGCCUCGAGCACACAUUGUAGGCCUCGUCAUCACCAACUCUUGCCGUUACUUUGCUUCUUGCUCGUUUCCCUCUCCCCUCACUGUGGCACUCAGGGUCGUCAAGCUAGGCAACUCCUCAGUGACAUAUCAGGUAUCGAUCCGCGAACAAAACGCAACACAGACAGCCGCACUCAUCACUUCCACCCACGUCUUUGUCGAUCGUCAUACCAGAACGCCCGUUACCAUCCCAAAAUCGUUCAGAGUCCCUCUGUCCACGUUGUUCGUCGACACAGAAGAGCCACGCUCAAAACUCUAG
This is a messenger RNA of Mycosarcoma maydis (corn smut), 504 nucleotides long. RefSeq lists its product as uncharacterized. Bases 1 to 504 code for a protein of 167 amino acids. Gene Ontology annotation, cellular component: mitochondrion. The transcript has a single exon. Gene Ontology annotation, molecular function: fatty acyl-CoA hydrolase activity. Lineage: Eukaryota; Fungi; Basidiomycota; Ustilaginomycetes; Ustilaginales. The record is from RefSeq and is a predicted model, not a curated record.